AGUACUUCCGGUUUGGGUCACUUCCGGUUGUUCGGGUUAUUGGCGCGUUAAAACUGUUUUGGUGAAGUGAGCCGACAGCCAGUAUGGCGUGUAAAAGAGGAGCGCUGAUCGUGCUGGAGGGAAUGGACAGAGCCGGCAAGACCACGCAGUGUAAGAUGCUGAUCCAGGCGCUGCAGCAGAGCGGCAGAGCCGCGGAGGCGAUGCGGUUUCCCGACCGGACCACGACCAUCGGUCAGCUGAUCAAUGCCUACCUGGAGAAAAAGAGUGACCUGGAGGACCACACCGUGCACCUGCUGUUCUCUGCCAACCGCUGGGAACUUGUACCAGCGAUGAAGAGGAAGCUGGAGCAGGGUAUCACUCUGGUGGUGGACCGGUACGCCUUCUCCGGGGCGGCUUUCACCAGCGCCAAGCCUGGCUUCUCUCUGGAGUGGUGCAUGAACCCCGACGUGGGGCUGCCAAAACCCGACCUGGUGAUGUUCCUGCAGCUGAGCCCGGCCGAGGCGGCCCUCAGAGGUCAGUUUGGGAACGAGAGGUACGAAACCAGAGUGUUCCAGAACGCGGUUCAGCAGAAAUUUGAGCUGCUGAUGAAAGAUCCAUCAGUGAACUGGCAGGUGAUCGAUGCUUCAAAGAGCGUUGAGGAAGUUCACAGAGACAUCACAGUCCACAUCCUUAAUGCCAUCAACAUAGCAGAGAACGUCCCACUGGGACAGUUAUGGAAGUGACAAGAAUCGGAUCACCCGGCUCUAACAAAAGUCAAACAUUGAUUAUAUUUUAAUUAGUAUGAAUUCUUAUUGUGUAGUUUCAUUGUAAUUAAACAGACCUUUUUUAGUCAAAA
Messenger RNA from Oryzias melastigma (Indian medaka), 835 nucleotides. RefSeq names its product deoxythymidylate kinase (thymidylate kinase) (gene dtymk). Gene Ontology annotation, biological process: dUDP biosynthetic process; dTDP biosynthetic process; dTTP biosynthetic process. The record is from RefSeq and is a predicted model, not a curated record. The transcript has 5 exons. Lineage: Eukaryota; Metazoa; Chordata; Actinopteri; Beloniformes; Adrianichthyidae. Bases 84 to 722 code for a protein of 212 amino acids. Gene Ontology annotation, cellular component: mitochondrion; nucleus; cytoplasm. Gene Ontology annotation, molecular function: ATP binding; dTMP kinase activity.